Messenger RNA from Porites evermanni, 6620 nucleotides. The record is from the annotation of a GenBank genome assembly. Lineage: Eukaryota; Metazoa; Cnidaria; Anthozoa; Scleractinia; Poritidae.
AUGGUUCAAAACGUAGAGGUGAAUCUGGGGGAAAAGCAGAAAGGUAAAGUUACUUAAUAGUUGUUGAACAGCUCUACACAGUUGUCUCAAACUUUUGAUUCGGCCCCUGCAUGCCAGCCUGCAAGACAAGCACGAUACUUGGCCACUCAGACUGUGUAACCGUACAUAACAGAACAAAAGUAAUGUAUGAUAGACGAAUUCAACGAAUUUUCUCUCCUGUUAUUGUGAAGCAUUUCCAAAGUGUGCCGACCUUUUGCGACUGACGAAAUAUAGUUCUCGUCUAGAGAAAGGAAUACUUCGGGGGAAGACUUUGUAGUGGUAUAUGUACUAACAGGGUUUUACACAAUUUUCCUAAUUCUUUUUGCUGAAAAGGAUAAAAAUUCGAUUUACAUGCGCAUUAGUGCGACCCUUCCGUUUAACGCCGGUUGCAAAUUAAACAUUUUUACGUGGUGCAAAAGUCUGAAGGUAGUUCGAACGCGUUAGCGACUUCCGUGUUUGUGUUAUGUCUCCAUGGCUUGAAUCUUUGUUUGACGUCACUAUUAAUCUUCAGUUUGGUAUCACCAAAUGCUGCCCAGCGCGGAUUCUAUCCAUGUUUGUAAACUUUCCGAAUGCGCAAUACUUUGAACUCAGUUAGGUCUUAUUGGCAGUUGACAUUGAAAGUUAAACACGUUUUGACGUUUUUCAAAUACCAUAACUAGUUGGAGUUUUGAAAACGAUUUUGCGUUUAAGUCGCUGUUGGUUCCACGUUCAUCAUUUCUAUGGUUCAAAGCUUUUCUUCAAUAUAAACAAAAACUAGGAAUACAGCGAAGAUGAUGGGUUGGCCUUUUCUCUGGUCAAUUCGCUAGUUUAAUUUGUUCAGAAAGCCGGCAUCUCUAAAAAAAUCCUGCGGGAUAAACAAGGCAAUUUAAUUGAGACAAAGAUAUUAUAUUUUUGAUAUUUCUUUCAGCGCGUAGUUUCUGUAAACAACACAUACAUUAACCAUUAUAAGAAGGCGCUUAUAUCGUUAAUGGUGCCUCUUGAAAACCGCAAGGAAAGAAUAAAACCGUGAAAUUGCAAUUGACAGAAACCGAAGACAAGUUGACAAAUUAAAGAGGCCAAAUUCACAAACCCCUUUAUAGUUUUAAGAAAAAAAAAACACAUCUUAGCCUCAUUCUUUGGUUAAAUCCGUAUUUUAAAGAGGUUUUACUAACUUUCAUCAGUGCGAUCUAAACUAACUGUUAACUUUGUUCAUGAUGGUAGGAGCGAGUAAAGUCACAAUAUUCGGUGCUGCCAGGUAAUAGAAUCGGCCAAGUAAUUUCUGACAUAAAAGUCUGAAUUACAAACACAACUGCGCCUGAACUGUAGAACACAAAGUCUGCGAUUCAGCACUAAAUUAUUGUAUCAAUUACACCAAAAUAUGAGAAACGCAAAUAAGGGAAUGUUAAAUGCAUGUAAGCGCAAACUUCCUUUUAAACUCUACUGUCCAAGGGGAAAAUGUUUUCAAGCUGAAGCCGGGUAAAAUGCUCAAUGAAGACUUUUUUCCCGUUGAUUAUGAUUGGCUAGUAUUAUAUAUAUUAGCAUGGGAUCUGGUAGUUAAAUGUUAUUGGCUAGUGGCAUUUGUUGCUUCAUUUUCAUUGGCUGUUUAACUGUGUGCUUUAGCAUGUCCUAUUACAAGCUGCUUGCAGUCGUAUGGGUCAAAUUUGAUGACUUUUUUCCUAUUAACAGUAUUGCUUUUCUUUCCUGACUUAUGAAGGUACCCUCCACGCAACAGUUGGAAUCCGGGUCCUUAAUAAAACGUCUGAGGGAUACUGGGUCCUUAUGAGAUUCAACCUGUCACACGUGGGGGAAAAUGUGGACAUAGGUCGAGACGUCCUAAUAAGGACAAACUACUUCCUGGUUCGACUUCAGCGGCUAGAUUCAAGGUGAUUUUAAAAAUUUGUAGCUCAAAAAGGUGAAAAGAACAAGAAUCUGUGAGGGGUGAAGGGGUUGGAGCAAUGUGAUUAUGUAAGGAUAAAGGGCUCGCGGUUUCGAUUAGCGAUAACUCACUUUUUUCUUAACUAUUAUUAUCACAACCAAACAAACUCCCACAAACUAGUUACGCUAAUAGGCACAUUUAAACGAUCAUGAAUAUUAUUAUAAUAUGUUUUUUCAUUGCAAAUGAUUUGUAAGGACAUUUUUGGUGAAACUUUUCGGUGAAACUCACCUGAAGAGAUUGCCCGUGUGUUACCAACCACUAGACUGUCACUAAAGCAAAUGCGUUCUGCUCGGAGUUCGAUUCGGCCGGCACUGGUGUCCGUCUCUGCUCUUACCUGAAUAAUUAUAAAUAACAACCAAUACAGCGAAGAUUUUAAACCGUUAGCAUCAGGGCUGGAUAGUUACAUCAGUGGCACUGUUGAAGUUUAACUUUGGAACCAAUGCAGUUGCCAAACCCAAAAAUUUACUUACGGAUAAGGAAGAUAAACCGUAACCCUGUGUCACUAACCUUGCACUGAAUAAAUUAUGAGGGACGUUAAAGAACUCACACACUGCCGCCGAAAGAGUAGGGGACGUAGUUCUUGGUGUGGUGGUCUAUCUCAAAUUCACACUCACAUAGUCAUUCCUUCAUUACUUGUGAACUGCUAAAUGAAGCAGCAGUGGCAGGUCCAGGAGAAGCCCCCCCUCCCCCCCCCCCCUUACCCUGAAAAACCCUUAGGGUUUAUUUACAAUCUUCAUACGUCUAUAUUUUAGAACAGCAAACAACGGAACUGGAAGAUUAGUUGAACUUUAUGGGAAUUAUUCCACCAGUGAAGAGCUUUUGCGUCUUGUGUUUGGCAUUCUUGAACAGUUACUCCCAUCGCUCAAGCGAGACCUGUACGAAGACGUGGAUGGUAUAAAGGGGGCUGGAUUCAACUCGAUUCACCCUGAGGAGUCUCUUCUGCUGCCACAUCCUGUAAAAAUGCAUCGAGAAGCAAACACUUCUGAUAAGGAUAUCAUCCGGAUAAGGAAUCAUUUUAACAACUCAGAUUUCACAAACACGUCAUCAGAGGUUGAUGUAGAUAUGAAUAUGACUUACUCUGAUUUUGCAUCUGUCAACAAGAGCAGCGGAAUGAUACUUGAGAGUAGCUCUCAUCUUUAUACAGAGUUGAACUUAGGAGAAUUUAUUGACAACAACGGGGGUCUGAAUGAUACGAUAUCAACCAUAAUGAAAGUUAAUUUGACAAGGCACCUGUGGCUCGUAGAAACAGAAAAUUUCGAUUUUUUGAAGAUAAAUCCAAAUGUUUUUGUGAAGCUUAAAGUUUCAAAAAUGUCCACUUUUUCACUCAACGAAACUGAAAAGUUUCCAUAUAAUGCUACUAAUUCAAGUGAAAUCCCGACAAACGUUUCCGCGCCGAUGCAACAGCACAACUCAACCAACUCGUCAAUCACCUCUUUGAAACGCGUUCGGAGAGCCAACGACGAGGACAAUAAAAUUAUUCGUGAAAUAUGGGCAAAAACGGAGCCAUUGCACCUUGGUGCGGAGAAAACAUUUGUGCUGUUUGUGAAAGAAGUUCUUGGAUUCAAAGUGAAGGGAAGUGCUAUAUUCUCUGUAAAGUUCGGCAGUGAAGGUCUUAAAGAGGUAGUUGUCAACUUCAAGUUAUCAAUCGGAGGUAAAAACCUGCCGGCCAUACUGUCUAUUAAGUACACAAGAUCUCAAUUGCAAGGAAAGCCUGUACUUUCUGGACAUCAGUGGCAAAUGAAGAUGGUGAGACUUUUUUUAAAACAUCUAUUUUUUGUGUAAUUCUUUGACAGAUGAUUGGAUGUAAUAACUUAUAUACAUUUCCAUCUUUAGCUAAGCCCUUCGUCGGAGCAAUAAGUGGUUGGGCUAUACCGCUGUGGGCAGGAUUUACAAAACCAUCCUUAGUUUAUAAAUACGAUUUGUUUGCAAGCGUCAGGCUCUAUUAAAAGUGAGAGAUAAUAAACCAAAAUGAUGAAGAUAUUCUCUGGUUAUACCCUACCAUUAAAGGCCUGCUGACAGGCUAGAUAUGUAUAAGUAUUCAUCUUUUUUAAAACAUCAGAACAGGGGAAGAGCAGUUUAAUUCUCUCACAGUACUGACAGGACUAACACAGUACUUACUGUUUAGUUUAUUAGAAGAGUAUCUUUAUCUUGUUUAGAGUGUUUCUGUUCCUGUACACGCCCUGAGACUUGGAGUGGACUUUGCCUUGAAAGUCAAAGUUAAUAUCAAGCUGAGCUUUCCUCUUUCUAAGAAUUCACUUAAUCCCGUCAAACUAACCGUGCAGGUAUGUACAACUCGUCAUAAUAAUAUUGCUCCCCUACUCUCGUUUUCCACACAUUGCGCAGAAUCAGGUUAAGAUGAUAACCGCGACAUGAUAUAAAGGUUAUUGGGUUGUUACGGGAUGCUUAAGGAUUGUUUAAGCUUUAAGUUGGUGGAAGAUUUUUUUGUUGUUCCACGUUGGUAAGGUUUUUGUGCUUAGCGCAGGUACUAGCACAAUGGUGACGAACCUGACGUUUCCGCAAUUUUCUAGGCAUCUGUAUUAUAAGGCAAAUUGCUUAUUCCUUAAGUUGAAUUGUCCUUUACAAACAUAAGAGUAAACCUAGACUGUUCACAGUCCCAAUUUUUCCGUUAGCGUCUAGACUGAGCCGUCACCGUCACUGGCAGCCAUUUUGUAAUUGGUAUCGAAUUUAACGAGGAUGAGGCAUCAGGGUUAAUAGCGCAAUGGCAGCUUCUGGCCUGCGUGGCAGGCGUUAAAAGGGAAAGAGGAAGGGGAAAUCGGGGCGCGCGAGAGCGCGAGAGGCGCUUUCCCUUCCCCUUUUAACGCCUGCCACACAGGCUAGUCAAAAUCAAGUUAGACUUGGUCAAGAUGGCCGCCUGCAGUGCUCGUUCUCGACUAUCUUACGGAAAAAUAGUCGACUGAGAACGGUCUACAGCAAACCCAACCAGGAAGACAUUUCUCCUCGCUAGAAAAUUAAAGCAAUGAAAAUGUAAACCCUUUAACUAUUCGAUUUAGUUACAAGAACUUUAUUCUGUUGACAGAUUGAGCCUUUUUCCGAAGUCACGGCAAGUAUUCAAGGCUAUAUAUCGGCCCACGCUAUCCGUGCUGGUGCCUAUGGAGAAGGCACAUUAGUGCGAGUUGGGCUCCCUGUGACCCUAUCCUAUUGUGACAAAAGGUGGUGCAUAACCCUUUGUUUGAGUUUGAAAGCACUGGAGCUAAAUGCCGGAAUUUUUUAUCAGUGGGGGAACGUGUGGAAAUGGGACUGGGGAGAGCGGCGUACAAUUCAUGACUUCGGAAAAUGGGCUGCGUUACAAACGAACUUGAAGUUGUUUAAUAAGUGUACUGCGCCACCUACCCCGAAGACAGACCCAAGUCCUAAUCCUAUUCCUGAUCCCGACCCUAAACCCAACCCAGCUUCAACAACAGCAACCUCAACGACAUCAUCGAUCGCACCAAGUAUGGCAUCAUCUAACAGCUCAGUUACAAGAACGGAAACAACAACUAGCACAAUAACGACUACAUCUAUACUGACAUCGACGGUAACUGUUUGUACACCAUCACCGUCAUAUAUAUUCACAUUAGCAGAACGCCUUAACGCAACGAUUUCUUCUCUAACAAAUGCAUCAAGUAUGGAAGGCAAAUCAAGAAAAUUUACCACAACUUCAAAGGCCUCAAUAUUUUCGUUAGAAGUAAUUCCAGCAGUCACGAGUAUGGAAGCUAAAUUGUCCAUAGCCACGGCGGGUUUGACUUCAUUGACUUUGCAAGAAACAACACCACUGCCACAAACAAAGACUACAACAGAUGCACAGACUAGAACAGCAACAGCAGUAAAAACACUGGCCACAGAAACUACAGCUGGAAGCAAUUCACCUACUACCGCGCCAGGAACGAAAACAACGGAGACUAGAACAGUUUCUUCGUCGACAGUCAGUGUGCCAAAAAGUUUGCUAAAAGUUACACCAACAACAGGUACAGAAGAUACGCCCACAACGAAUAUGUCAGCUGCAGAGACUUCAACUACACAAACAAAAAUAACGCCAACAUCAGGGGAAGCAACCUCCGCACAAGGUUUACUUGAUCUCACAGUAAGUGCUCCGACAACAGUUGCAGUGGUUCACGUAACAAGGAUGGAUACCGCUAAGGCAUCCGUCACAAAUACAGCGACAUUUACUCCUUUAUCAAAAGUCAGUUAUCCAUCAACUGUAAUCACACCAAACAAACCAGUAACAACUACAAACACUGAAGGAAUCACACCGUCAACAGCUUCCGUCAUUACAGCUAUUACAUCAGCAGUGGCGUUAGAGGCUGCGGAAAUAUCAUCAACAACAACUCUGGACAUUGGAUCAACUACAUCGGCAUCACCAACGGAAACUUCAUCAACGAAGACUACAGCGAUACUAACCGUUAAAGGGACAGCGGCAACUCCAUCUACAGUACUAACUGCAGCCACAGUUGGAUCUUCAGCUACAGAAAUCAUUUCACCGGCACCAGAAAACAUGCCAUCAAUAGCCUCAGAUUCUUUAGCUACAACGAUCAACUCGGAGGUAUCAUCAGUGAUUAAAGCGACUACAUCAAGAAACGCUGAAGCGUCUACACCAGAACUUACCUUUAUACUGACCACAUCGGCUACAGCAACUACACCAACACAAGAAGUUCCUCUCACUUUUCCC